UCACGCUCAGCUAGCUGGUUUUGUCGUAGCCGUCUUUGCUUUCUUUAUCAUGUCAACGCUCUUCCUCCAGCACAAGACAUAACUGUGGAGUGAGUGCAGCUUCCAGCAAUGUCAGGUUGCUCGACUAUACAUCUAACUUUACCGCAGUGGGACGGCGGCUCACGUAAAAUCCGCUUUAUUUACCUGGUGAACCUGACAUCGUUCAGGCUGACAGACUGUCCCAAUGAGAGUCAGGCGGUUCCUCUCUAUUUAGGAGCCGAUCUCUUCUCCAACACAGACAUCCGUACAGAGAACCAUCCGAGACAUCACGCCAAGUUUGCCAAGAAAGGACUGGCGACCAAAAUAAAUUUUGCCUCAGCAUUCAGGUUUCAUGGGUUGAAAGUGCCUACUGUAAAUAACAGCCUCUGGUUCUACAGCGUUCAAGGACUUUUUCGAGUAGCCUUCGAAAUGUACAGUAAACAAGAGCAGCUUGCUGUACUAGAGAACUUCCAGGAUGUUUGGAAAUCACAGAUAAAUGACAGCCCUCUGAAAAUGAGUUAUAACCUCAGCGUGCAGCUCGACUUUGCACCAUCCAGCAGCUCAUGUGGUGCAGAUUCAAGGAAUGAAAUGCCACAACCUCAGCGAGAGUCGGUGGAUGUAAACAGCGGUGAUACAUCAGCGGAUCAUGAUUACUGUUCUUUUCCCAAGCAGAGAUUACAAACUGAGCAAAACCAAAUAAUAACCACAGUGAGACAGAAACUGCACAGCUUGGAUGACAAACUCUCCUCUGAGACUCAAAGCUACACAGAACUGGAGAUGAUCUUGAUGCUUUUGGAGAACAUCGAUCGGUACAUAAACGGGAACCUGGAAGAAAAGGAUGUGACAGAAACUGUGCUAGCCCUACUAAAGGCCAAAGACUGGGGCUGUGUGUAUUCAAGUUCCCUGCUCAGUUGUAUCGGACGUUGGCUUGGACAGCAGUUUCAUGCAGCCAACAGCAGCAUCAGCCAGAAAGUUGAGGGCUUUAAAGUUCAUCAUAUCGAGCGAAUAAGUGACUUGCCACCUGCUGAGGAACUAGCCACAGAGCUGUUCCCAGAAGCCAUGCAAACUCUGCUGCUUCACUGGAUGGGCUUAAGUGAAGAGUCCACCCUGGAGAAGAGACACAGCGAGUACCCGAUCCUGCUCCUUAUCCUGGAGUUUGCCAACCACAACCUCAUCACUGGGGUGGCUCAUGUGCUGUACUCCAGUCUUAUAUGUAAAUGAUAUAUUUGUAUUUUUGUAUGUGAAGUUGUCUUUCAAUAACCAGGGCAUGGUGACAAUUCAACUGUCAAAUUUCAGUGGAACCAAACAAUCAUGUUUUACAAAAUUUACUGCAAGUAAGUUGUUUGAAAUGCACAAAAUAAAUGACAGUUAAACAAUUAAAUUCAACAUCAAUUUGAUCCUGUAUAAUUUUGGCUUCAUUUGUUACAUUGUAAAUAUAAAUUGAUAUUGGAAAAAUAUUAUUUUAUCCUCAACGCCCAGCUCUAGCUACAACACCGACUCUAUUUGGAAUAAAAUGUAACGACCCACACAGAUAUCACAUAAAAUACAAAUUAAGAUUAAAACCUUAUUCAACACAAAACUAAUUUAUUUCAAGAACAUUUGAAUUAUGUGAUUACUUCUCUCAAAGCACAGUUUAAUCUGUGGCAAUGCUGAAGACAAUAUGUACUACAACCCACUGUUUUGUUUUUUCCCCCAGACGAAUCAGGAGAAAUUAAACUGACGGAUUAAACUGAUUAUGUUAAAUUGA
Larimichthys crocea (large yellow croaker) is the source of this 1765-nucleotide messenger RNA. RefSeq lists its product as uncharacterized. The transcript is spliced from 4 exons. The coding region runs from base 109 to 1239 and encodes 376 amino acids. Lineage: Eukaryota; Metazoa; Chordata; Actinopteri; Sciaenidae. The record is from RefSeq and is a predicted model, not a curated record.